This is a messenger RNA of Lasiosphaeria miniovina, 1355 nucleotides long. RefSeq lists its product as uncharacterized. The record is from RefSeq and is a predicted model, not a curated record. The transcript has 3 exons. The coding region runs from base 1 to 951 and encodes 316 amino acids. Lineage: Eukaryota; Fungi; Ascomycota; Sordariomycetes; Sordariales; Lasiosphaeriaceae.
AUGUAUGCGAAUGCAGAAGACGGAGAUGACGAGCCGGCGCAGCAAGAGCACCAGCAAGAUGAGGAGCAGGACGAGCAGGAGGAUGAAGACGAAGAGCACGAGUUUGGCGAUCUUCCAGGCGAUCACGACGGCAUGGUCGAGCGCAUGCUAGCCUACUACAAGGCCUUCGGAUACGGGAAAUGGCUCUGGUACCGCGAAGACAGGGACAAGCGGCUCCGGCUGCGGGGCCGGGGCGUGACGCUCGAUCUCGACGAGAUCCGCGCGUUGGCCCGAGCCGCGGACGACAUCGAGCUUUGGGAGCUCGGCCAGAUCUCCCUGUUCGAGCAGAAGAAGCCCGCCCUCUCGACCUGGAUCCUACACAAUGUGUCGCAGAUCCCCGCCGGCAUCGCGCUCGUCGCCAUCGAGCUCGCCCUGUUUACCGAGCACAUGCGACGUUUCGGCCAGCUCGACGACGCCGAGGACGGCAUACUUUCCCUGGCUAGCGAGAACGGAUACGGCGGGAACGGAUCGGAUAUUGCCACCAUUGCGUUCUGGACCCAGGGCCAGGACGAUUUCUCCGCCCAUGAUCUGGACGAUACCUCGGCCCAUGAUUUGGACAACUCCUCGGCCCAUAACCAGGACCACAAUUCCUCAGCCCAUGGCGGGGACAAUUUCCCGGCCGGGAGCCAGCACAAUUCGUCGGAACUCUUUGGUUCCGACUACAUCAACCGCCACGGAGGUCGUCGCUGCCAGGUGUGUGCUCUGACCGUCCACCGCCGCGAUCCGAACACGGGCAGAACCACAGCCAGGCCCAGCCAUGUCUCUCUUGCUUGUGGCACCUGCGAAGAGCCUCCCGCCUCGCCGUCAGAGCCGCCUCGCUCGGCAUUCACCGUCAGUCUCCCGGCCGUGGUGGCAUUGAAUACAGUCGCAGUCGCCAGGUUCCUGUAUUUCUUGUGUCGACCUAGAUCUUGAGUGUGUGGCCAGACAGGAUUUACGAGUAUGUGGUCGCCAUUGGUUCGGGCGGGGAUGACGCGGUACCAUCUUGUCAUGGAAACUGAGAAGAGGCAAUGAGAAAUUUUGAAAGGAAGAACAUGAGGGGGUAUGGAAGGAAAAGGGACUGUCACGCGGCACGUUGCGAUCGCGGAUCGACAUUGUCGGGUGCAGUGAAAGUCUCUUGUUUUUGUAUUGUAUUGUAUAGUACGAUCUGUCUGUACGAGUAGAUGACUGGGUGGGAUUUUGGCGCUAAGAUGCCAUCUGGUAUCAAGAUGUUUGGGCCGGUUUGCGAAAUGUUUAUGCAUUCAAGAAUUGAUUGAGAUGCUCGAGCCUUGAUCAGUCGCUGUCGUGUUAGUAAUUGGUCACGGCGUGAGUGGCGGAAG